CUGUUGCACGCAGACCACGCCGGGUUUCCUAGAGCUCUUCAAAGAGGCCGCUUCUCCUCAUUCCCGCCGCCCCCCCCUCUCAAAAACCCACUUUUGCAAAAGCGCGGCUCGAGCCCUCUCCUUCCCUUGACGCUGGCUUGCCCAGAGGGCGCCCCAGCCACCUCAUGUCUCCGGGGCGGGAGGUGUGGAGCAGGCGCUCUGUGCUGCUGCUGUCACCGCUGCUCCCUCUGCUUCUUCGGCUGUCCCUGCAGCCCUGCGCCGCCGACUACUGCAGCUGGAAGGGCAGUGGCUUGAGCUGGGAGCCCUACUCCCGUGCAGUGGAGCAGGUCCGGCUUCGCUGUACUGAGGGUUUCCUGGAAUGGAUGUACCCAGCCCGAGCCCUCCGGGUCAUCUUGGAGCCCAACCUGUCAAGUGCGCAUCAUACCACUGUCUGCAUCAAGCCAUCCAGCACCUUUGAAGGUGCCAACAUCUAUGUGGAACGUGCCGGGCAACUACAUCUGCUGCUGAGUGAGGCUGAGAAGCCCCGCCUACGCCACGUAUCCUGUUUCAGCACCCGCACAGCUCAGCGGGUAGCCCUCUUUCUGCUGGCCAGUCCUCAAAGGGACAUCAGCCGCAAGACAGCCAGCUUCCAGUAUGAGUUGCUUAGCAACCAGAGUGUUACAGGCCCAGACUUCCAGAAAAUGGCGCUUGUGGAAGCCAUGUGCCGCCCCUGUGACAACAUGGAACUUCUCAUGGCCAUUUGUAGCAAUGAUUUUGUGGUGAGAGGAUCAAUCCACAACGUCACCCAUGACUUGGAGAAUCACAUGUCCCAGGUUGAAGUUGGCGUGCAGCGGGUCUACAGGCAGAAAAACCGGGUCUUUCAGCAAGAUCAAGCAACUGGCAUGUGGCGAGGGCCCAUCAAGACCUUGUUGCAGUGUAAGGUGAAGAAAGGGACCGGGGACUUCCUCUUCACGGGCAAUGAGCACUUUGGUGAAGCUUGGCUGGGCUGUGCCCCACGAUUUAAAGACUUCCGUGCCAUCUAUCAAACAGCCAGAGAGAGAGGAGCAAAUCCCUGCGAAUUUCAGUUUGACUGACACCUGUCACGACAGUGCCUGUCAUGAUGAUCAAGAGGACUGACUUCAGGACAGUUUUACAUACAGAAAAAUGUUGCUGAUCAUGUGGUUUGGCAUAGGUAAAAUGUUAGAGAGACAUGCAUUUCCUUUAGGGAAAGGGGACCAGUGAAUAGCAGCAGGUUUUGCACCAGGAAGACUUAGCUUCAAGUCUCACCUCUGCGAUGGACUUAGUGUGAGGCUUUGGACUAGUUAAAUUCUUGUCACCUCAGUUCCCAGUCUGUAAAAUGGGAAUAGUAAUAACCUACCUCCCAGGGUUGUUGUCAAGGCAAACAAUAAUAAUAAUAAAAGAGACAGAUAAAUAAUGAUGGGGAAUUGUAAUGCCUCUAAUUAUUGAAAGGAUUCAUUUUGAAUUCCAAAGAUAAAGUGUCCUACUUUUCAAUAGAAUAUUAUUAUUUAUUUAUUAAAUUUGUUAGUUGCCCAUCUGGUAGGGAUUAUCCUGCCACUCUAGGCGACGUACAAUGAAAUACAAAUACAAUCCAUAAAAACAUAAGCAAAAGAUUAAAGCUACCCCUAGAACUGCAGACUAAUGACCUAAGACCCCUCCCCAGCCUGGAUAAAGAGCCAAGUCUUUUUUUUUUUUUUUUUCAAUAAUUUUUAUUCAGAUUUUCAUAAAACAUACAAGACAAAAUCAUAAAACAUUCAAAGACAAAAAACAAAAUCAAAAAUAGUUAAACAAAAAGAAAAAAAGAAAAAAAAAAACAAAAAUAAAAAAUAAAGAGUAAAAUAUUGACUUCCCAUUUGUCAAAGAUCAAAUCAGUUAUAAGUCUAUAAUAUAUAACAAUCCUGUCUCUUAAGUCAUAUUAUAAAAUCACUUUCCUCCAGUAGUUAUCUUACUUAAUCAUCAAAUCUCAUAA
Messenger RNA from Rhineura floridana, 1966 nucleotides. Its product is annotated as meteorin-like protein. Gene Ontology annotation, molecular function: hormone activity. The transcript is spliced from 4 exons. The coding region runs from base 165 to 1073 and encodes 302 amino acids. The record is from RefSeq and is a predicted model, not a curated record. Lineage: Eukaryota; Metazoa; Chordata; Lepidosauria; Squamata; Rhineuridae.